Molecule: messenger RNA, 801 nt
Organism: Lottia gigantea (owl limpet)
Lineage: Eukaryota; Metazoa; Mollusca; Gastropoda; Lottiidae
Exons: 5
Coding region: 1-801 (266 amino acids)
Biological process (GO): G protein-coupled receptor signaling pathway; visual perception
Cellular component (GO): membrane; photoreceptor outer segment
Molecular function (GO): G protein-coupled receptor activity
Source: RefSeq, a predicted model, not a curated record
AUGAAACACUCGAACUUUUCAACCCCUCCUCUCUCUAUACUCAUGAUGCAUGGCCUGACACGACAGACGCGUAACAUGUUAUUUAAACCAAGAUGGCGGUUUGGUGAAGUCACUUGCAGAUGGUACGCAUUCAAUGGUAUGUUCUUCGGAUUAGCAAGUAUCGGAUGUUUAGCUUCCAUUGGUUUAGACAGAUACAUGCUGACUUGUCGCUAUCAUAAAUAUUUAGAGUUGGAAACUAAACAUUAUGUGGGUUUAUCUCUUGCGGUGUGGCUCAAUGCCUUAUUUUGGGCUGUAAUGCCAUUAUUAGGCUGGUCACAAUACACGAUAGAUUCCUCAGCAAUAGCAUGUUUACUAGAUUUAUCCAGACCGGAAAUUGGAUUAAUUCUAUAUAUAUUAGCUAUUUUCAUAUUUUGUUUUGUUAUACCAUUGACAAUAGUUGGUAUCACAUAUUAUAAAGCCUGGAUGAAGAUUCUAGAAAUUGGCGAUGGCGGAGCACAAGAAAAUAUAGAAUGGACCAACCAUAAACAAAUAACCAAGAUGUCUGUGGUAGUUGUUGUAAUGUUUUGUUUUACGUGGUCACCUUAUGCCAUGGUACAUCUAUAUUGUAUAUUUCGAACAACUCGUCACAUACCUCCAGCGUUAAGUAUUGUGCCAGCAUUAUUAGCUAAAUCGUCAGCUGUAUAUAACCCUUACAUUUAUGCCAUAGUUAACAAACGAUUUCGACUUGCCUUAAAGAAAAUGUGUGGUUGUAUUUGUACCAGAAAUGACAGACAGGCCCUUCAGAUUCACAAUCUGUGUUGA